Ictalurus punctatus (channel catfish) is the source of this 4213-nucleotide messenger RNA. It is a transcript of the gene lrtm2a, whose product is annotated as leucine-rich repeats and transmembrane domains 2a. Gene Ontology annotation, biological process: positive regulation of synapse assembly; regulation of presynapse assembly; axonogenesis. Gene Ontology annotation, molecular function: protein binding. Lineage: Eukaryota; Metazoa; Chordata; Actinopteri; Siluriformes; Ictaluridae. The record is from RefSeq and is a predicted model, not a curated record. The transcript is spliced from 8 exons. Gene Ontology annotation, cellular component: membrane. The coding region runs from base 2547 to 3857 and encodes 436 amino acids.
UUGAAUUUUAAGUGUUUUUGGGUAAUAGGCUAAAUUUGAGCCAACAAUAGAUCAAAUCAGAAGCUAAGCUUCGGAAGGUAACUGAAAACAGGUGAACACAAUGACGACACAGCAGGGCAAUCAACCAAUGACAAAACAGGGUUGGAGACUUGACUAGAAUAAAAAACAAAACAGACAUGGGCCAUAAUCAAACCAAAACAAAAACAUGGAAGUGCUGAUUCGUGAUGGAAGCUUCUCAGCACAUGCUGCAUACCAUAGCGCUCUUUUGUUCUGGCAAGAUUUUUUCAGAGAUGUUAUUGGGCUAAUAAUAACAACAUUAUUGCAAAUGUUGGCCCAAUAAUUUUUUUCCAUUGGGCAAACAGGGUUAACAGGUUUGCUCCUUUGCCUCCUGCCAACAUUGUCCCAAUGCUGGCACAACGUUUGUAUAGGGAGAGCCAACAUACAAUGGUGCUUGAAAAUUUGUGAACCCUUUAGAAUUUUCUAUAUAUCUGCAUAAAUAUGACAUAAAACAUCAUCAGAGUUUCAAGUAUAAUACUUUUGUCUCAUUUGUUUAACUGGGAUCUCUUUAUAUACAUUUAGGACUUGUGUGAAAAGAAGUAUAGGAAAUUCUAAAGAGUUCACAAACUUUCAAGCACCACUGUACCUACCCAAAUUAGGAGUUAGGCCAGUCAGUUUCCUACCUAAAGUCAUAUCUCAAUCUGCAUAGUGCCAUCUAGGGGCCAUCUAUCACUAUAUAUUUCCUUGAAUAAAGCAGUGUAUAUACUUAUUUUCAGGACAAUUGACAAUAGAAUCAAAUAGAGAGGUCUCAUUUCUUUUUGUUGCAUUUUGUUUUAAUUCAUAAUUUAAAUUCUGUUUCCCUUUCUAACAUUAUUUCCAAUCUACCAUACAUACAGAGAUUUAGAUGCAUAAAAAUCUAGAGUUUAAAAACCAUGUUGUGUCAAUUCGUGCAGUUUUAAGAUUAAUCCUUGUUUAUUUUUACUGAAAGUUUAUAUUUUUCAUAGGAUUAAUUCAAAUUAAAACAAGGCAAUGUCCAAAAUAUACAUUUUCCCUACUCUAUAUUGUCUUAAUGGUUAAGAUAGUUGUCCAGACACACACAAAUAUGUUUUUACGUAGAGUAUUAUACAGUAUUAUUGCUUAAUAUAUUGUUCUGAUCUGGGUUGAUCUAGGCCCUGAGUCGUGAUCUCUAGCAAUGUGUAGCUAAUGCGAGCUCCAGUAAUAGCUUAACAUAUAACAAUGUGGAGGUUACAUGUAAAUGGUCAUUACCAUUUACAGAUACUGUGCUACCUGUUUUGAAACCUAUUGAUUUGCAGUGACCAAUACCUUUAACCGUGACACGUGCCAGCAAAUGAUACCCUGCAAAAUAACAGAGCCAUGAGUUUUUCAUUUAAUCUGACACUUGUGUGUACACUAUUUCUCUUUGUUCUUAACACAGGUGCACACAUAGCACAUAUUGUUGCUUCCUGCAGUAGAAAUUGAGCAAGGGUGAGUUAUUGCAAGAGAAGAGACAGAAGCUAUUAGCCAACAGCAAUUCAUUAAGUAUUAGAUUCUUAACACAACUGAUCGCCUAAUACCUUCACAUUUUCCCUCUUCUAGACACAGCAUGAUCUAAUGUUGCUAUCUUUAACAAGCCAAGCCGAGUUCAUAUACUCUUGCUAAAGACACACACACACACACACACACACACACACACACACACACACACACACACACACACAGCCGCGGCUGUCCCAAGGACAUCUUGCACUUGAAGAGACACACACACAGGCGCCCACACACCCACGCACACACACAGAAAGGCACGCAUUGUGGUUUCAGCAGCAUACCAGCACAGACCCGUGGCAGUGUGAUCGGCUGUAGACCACAGAGACUGGGAAUAAACCUACUUACUGGAGUGACAACAGGGGCUGUGCAGGAUUUAAGUCUCCUUCCUUUUUUUUUCUUAUUUAUUCUAAUCUGCUGUCCUUUCCUUCCUCUCACAACCCCUCCUCCUCCUUUUUUUCCCCGGGGUUGCUGUUGCUACUGUCAGCAGGAGAAUAUUUUCAUUUCCCUUUCAGAGCAUUCUAGGAGCUGUUCCUGUGUCUCUCCAUUAUUCAUCUACCCUAAAACCUCACUGUAUGUAUUCAGAGAGGUUAGAGCUGAGAAGGACGUCAGAUAGGGAGACGACAUUUGCCCAGGUAGCAGCCUGUCUGACCUAUAACAUUGAAGGUGGGCAUCGAGGCAGACUGAUGCUUAUCCUGUUCUGAGGUGGGAACCACUGUCACACAUAGGCAGACCGUAGCUAUGUGGCUCAUUGCUGGGACUGCAAUAAGGCACUGCAGAGGAACCAAUCAAAACAGCGUGUAUGAAUCAUGAAUUCUGGCAGGGAGAGAAACUACAAUAUGACAUACAGCACUGUACAGUACAUCUGAUUUAAAAGUUUACACCAGCAGUGGUGAGCACAUAAAGAGACCAUAAUUAUCACUGUUUCAGCUUCUCAUGCUCCUACUCCACAUCACUAAACACACAAAGGAAGGAACACAUACAGGCAGGAAAGACUGUGGGUUAUAAUGAUCAUAAUCAGCAUAAACAGCCUUCCCCAAAAUGACACCCUGCCUGCCACAGUAGCAUUGCCACUUCAUAGAUCCAGUAUCUCUGGUCUGACCCUAAGCUCAGGAAACCGGAGAACCCAGACGAAACCCAUACGGACAAAGGGAGAAUGUCUGCAGACAGACAGUAACCUGAGCUUAGGAUCCUACCUGGGACCCCGGAGCUCAGCGCACUGUGUGCUCUACCUUCUGGUUCUGCACCUUCAUUUGUGCUCCAGUUGCCCAUCCAUUUGUAUGUGCAGUUCCACUGAGGCAGACUGUGGUGGGCAUGACAUGAUUACAUUGCCUGCCCUAUCCCUGCUACCUUCAACUAUUCAGACCCUCCUCCUGCUCAACAACCACCUCACAUCCUUGUCUGCUUCAGCAUUCACCAACCUCAGCUCAUUGGUGAGGCUUGACCUAUCCAACAACUACCUGGACAAUCUGCCAGCCCACGUUUUUGCUGAGCUGGCCAACCUGACUGACCUUAGUUUGAGGAACAACAGCCUAACAGCACUGGACCGUGACCUCCUGCAGGGCCUGGGGAGUCUUCAGCGGUUGGAUGUGUCACUGAAUGGCCUACGUACUGUGCCUCUUGGUCUGUUAGAACAUCAGCAUGGCCUCACCUGGCUCUCUCUGGCAGGGAACAGACUCCAGGCACUGGAUAGGGCUGCCUUUGAACCACUUGCGAACCUGCAGCACCUUGAGCUUGGCUCCAACCCAUGGGAAUGUGACUGCAAUUUGCGUGACUUCAAGAACUGGAUGGAGUGGCUCAUCUACCGAGGUGUGGGGGAGUGUUCAGACGCUAAGUGUGCAUGUUCACGUGCAAUGAAUUGUGGCUACGUGGAUGCUGUGGAGUGUACCCUCCCCAAAGAUCUCAGAGGCCGUGACAUCCGGAGUGUUCCUGUAGAGAUGUUCAACUACUGCCUCCAAUCAGAUAACGAGAAUGGGGGUGGGACUGGAGGAACAAAAGGUGGCUCUAUGCCGUGUGCACGUGCAACCACUGCUCCAUUGCCUGAGAGCACUGUGGUACAGAGUGAGCCAGAGCCGGUGGAUUGUGCUAAGCAGCGUUACCGGCCUAUAAGUGUCCGUCGUGCCAUUGGCACUGUGGUGAUUGCUGGUGUUGUAUGUGGCAUUGUGUGCAUCAUGAUGGUUGCUGCAGCUGCUUAUGGAUGCAUCUAUGCUUCUCUUAUGGCCAAGUACCAGCGUGAGCUGAAGAAAAGGCAACCCCUGAUGGGGGAUGCUGAGGCUGAAGCUGACCCUGAGGAGAAACAGAUUUCAUCAGUCGCAUAGAAAUAAUAUAGAUUCUAUAUACAAUUAUGUGAUGACAAUGGUCUCUUUGCAUUCCUGCUUCCACACCUAGUUUUAAACAUGUGUGCACUGUUAUGUACCAUUUGGGUGUUUUAACAUAUAGUUAUUUUUAAAUAAACCAUACUCAGUCCUCUUAGUGGUCCUGAAAGGGAACUAGCUGCAAAUUACCUCAGUAUUUUGGUGUUCAAGUGGACUCAAUACAAGUGGACUCAAAAGUGGACUCAGUUUGUUGAGCUCGUUGAUGAGCUCUCACGGCACUUGUUCAGAUCACAACUUCUUAUUUUAUAUGAUGCAAUCAUUUAGUUGUGGAUGAAAAAUACUAUAUAGUGGGGGGGGGG